ACAAGCCAAUUUUUUCAGGGUGAAAUAGAAACUAGUGGCACUUUCGAUGAGGUGUCUAACUCGCCGCUAUUCGAAGAACUGCUUCAAGAGGAAGAGCCAGAUGAGUCGGGUCGUCCGCCGGCGAUGCGACAGCGUACAAUGUCCGUCAAGUCUUACUCGAGCGUCAGCACAGUGAAUGAAAUAGGAAAUGUUGAUAAUGUGGAAGAAGAAGAAGACGCGGAAUUAACCGGAUCAGGUCGAGUAUCAGCAUCGGUGUACGUGAAGUAUUUCCGAGCCGGCGGUGGCUGGUGUAUGCUAUUGUUUACGGUCCUGUCCAUUAUCAUGGCGCAAGUAAUCACUUCAGCUAGUGACCUCUGGCUUACGCAUUGGAUGAAUGAUAUAGAACUUCAGUACACAACAGCUGCAGCAAGGGAGGAGCUAGCAAAUUUGACUAACUUGAAUAACACGAAUAGCUACAACGACACCGAAUUUACCAGCGUUACGACUGAAACCCCAUUGACCACCACAGAUGGACGUAAUCUCACCGUACUGGAUACUAUGGUUAAGACAGCCCUCACAAUACAAAGCAUUGCUGCCCCAAAUGUAGACCACUCGUGGUACAUUUACAUAUGGACAGUUGGAAUUAUUGGCUGUGUUCUGUUAACUACUUGGAGAUCCGUGCUGUUUCUAUGGGUGUGCAUGAGAAGUUCCAUAAGGCUACACAACCAGAUGUUCGGUAACAUUCUUGCGGCCACCAUGCGAUUCUUUGACACUAACCCCUCGGGAAGAAUCCUUAAUCGGUUUUCCAAGGACAUGGGCUACGUUGACGAGAUCCUACCGAGAAUGUAUUUGGACAGUAUUCAGGUGUUCAUGGUGAUGUCGGGAAUUUUAGUGAUGGUGGCGAUUGUCAACCCCUACAUGUUGCUGACAACGGCCGGCUGCGCAGUGCUCAUGUAUGGCUGGACCAUGAUCUACCUCAGCACAGCACAGGCAGUUAAAAGGGUGGAGGGCGUAUCCCGUAGCCCUGUGUUCUCACACGUAUCGGCCAGCAUGGCGGGGCUGUCAACGGUGCGCGCUUGCGGUGCGCAGGAGUUGCUGCGCAAGCAGUUCGACGAUAAACAGGACGUGCACACUGCCGCUUGGUAUAUAACUCUAGUUACAAAUACCGCCUUCUCCGUCUGGCUGUGCCUCAUAUCUGCCCUCUACGUUGUCAUAGUCUCGUAUACGUUCCUGCUCAUGGAUGAUGGGAAUACGCAGUCUGGCAACGUCGGGCUUGCUCUAAGUCAGGGCUUGAUUUUGGUCAACAUGGUUCAAUACGGGGUUAAGCAGGCCACAGAAGUUAUAUCUCAAAUGACGAGUGUGGAACGUAUCAUACAGUUCACGUCACUGCCCCAAGAGAACACCUCAGGUCCCUCCCCUCCGAAAGAAUGGCCUCAGAGAGCUAGGCUCGUCUUCAAAGACCUCAACCUUCGUUACGACGUUGAUUCGGAACCUGUUCUAAAGAAUCUAAACAUCGUAAUUGAAAGCGGUUGGAAAGUGGGCGUCGUAGGACGCACAGGCGCUGGUAAAUCAUCAUUGAUAUCAGCACUGUUCCGACUGGCGCCUAUUGAGGGCAACGUGUAUAUCGACGAUGUUGAAACUGGAGAGAUUGCUCUCAAAGAACUGCGAUCAAAGAUCUCAAUUAUUCCUCAAGAACCCGUUCUGUUCUCCGCAAGUCUCCGCUAUAACAUGGAUCCGUUUGACAAAUACACCGAUGCUGAUAUAUGGAAGGCAUUGGAGCAGGUGGAGUUGAAGAAGAGCGUGACGUCUCUGUCUGCGCCGGUAGCGUCGGGCGGCACCAACUUCAGCGCGGGGCAACGGCAGCUUCUGUGCCUGGCGCGCGCCGCGCUGGCUCGCAACAAACUGUUGGUGCUGGACGAGGCCACCGCCAACGUCGACCCCAACACCGACACCCUUAUCCAGAAGUCCAUUCGUAAAUACUUCGCCGAUUGCACCGUAUUGACUGUUGCGCAUCGCUUGCACACUGUUGCCGAUUCAGAUAGAGUGGUCGUGAUGGAAGCGGGCCGCAUUAUGGAAUGCGGGCAUCCCCAUGAACUUCUACAGAACGAGGAGGGUCACUUCACAAAAAUGGUGAAGCAGCUUGGUAACGCCGCCGAGCAGAGCCUUCGCGACCUUGCCGCCAAUGCUUACGCCCAGCAUAUAAAGUACGUUGACGCGGAGGAUACUCAAGCGGCGUAGAAACAAAAUAGGCUUUCCAAUGUGAUAAUUAACACAGAUAAAAACAAAAUAAUUCAAAAUGCUAAUUGUCUCUGCCAAACUGCCUAAUAUGGUCACCUACAUGUUUGGGAAAAUAUAACUAUAAAGGAAUGAAUGCCUUCACACAGGUUAGGAGGAUCGUAAAGCCAAUGUGAUAUUUAAUUACCCAGAUGAACAAUUUAGUAGACGUGGAAAAUGGUGAUCACCUUCGUUUUAUAUUUUCUCAUCUAGCAUUCAACUCCUAUCAAGAAACUACUUUUGUGCGUAAAAGUAAACCGUAUACGUACGCGUUAUACCUACUAGGUACUUAGUAUAUCAUAAACUUGCCACGUGUAAAGAUGUAAAUAAUCAAUCUAUCUCUGCGUAGAAGAUAAGGUCAUUCCACUGAGGAUUGAUGAUAACGCGUGUACAUCUAAUUAUAGUAGAUAAUUAUUCAGUGGCACAACUUCAAAUACCAAUGCCAUUGAUUAAAUAAAAUUACAUUGCACUUUUUGCCUUGCACUUGUAUCAAAUCACAGAAAUGUGAUGUUGUUUUAUUCGAAUUUAGUUUUUAAGUUAGGCAUUUUUUAAAUUAGGUACUUAUUAAGUAAAAUCGUAUUUUAUAUACUUAAGUAAAAUACUUAAAUAAUGAAGACUCGUUGGUUCAUUUUUUACGAACUGUACGGCCUUAUCUACUUAUUUUUAAUGGAUGUGAUGUGAAUUAACUAUUGAACCAAAAAGUACUUAGAAAUAUGUACCUACUUAAGACCAUCUUGAUAUACAAAAUACCAUAUAAUUUAUAUAAAUAAUAACUUAUUUUUCGAACCUAAAAAAUAGUGAAAUUGGUGCUAAUUAUGAAGAGGCCUUAGUACUUAUUUGUCUCUUUACUUUUAUGCCUGCCUAUUGU
Ostrinia furnacalis (Asian corn borer) is the source of this 3121-nucleotide messenger RNA. Its product is annotated as probable multidrug resistance-associated protein lethal(2)03659. The record is from RefSeq and is a predicted model, not a curated record. Bases 124 to 2217 code for a protein of 697 amino acids. Gene Ontology annotation, biological process: transmembrane transport. Gene Ontology annotation, molecular function: ATP binding; ABC-type transporter activity; ATP hydrolysis activity. The transcript has 14 exons. NCBI's taxonomy places the organism in Eukaryota, Metazoa, Arthropoda, Insecta, Lepidoptera, Crambidae. Gene Ontology annotation, cellular component: membrane.